Molecule: messenger RNA, 1678 nt
Organism: Ruditapes philippinarum (Manila clam)
Lineage: Eukaryota; Metazoa; Mollusca; Bivalvia; Venerida; Veneridae
Product: deoxyribose-phosphate aldolase-like
Exons: 8
Coding region: 23-982 (319 amino acids)
Biological process (GO): deoxyribonucleotide catabolic process; carbohydrate catabolic process
Cellular component (GO): cytoplasm
Molecular function (GO): deoxyribose-phosphate aldolase activity
Source: RefSeq, a predicted model, not a curated record
GAGUAGCUUCCCUUUAAAAAAUAUGGCAGCUAGAAAUCCUGGAGUAGAAUUCGAUCCAGCCUGGAUACAGAAUGUUCACAUUAACUUGCCAGCAACAAAACGAAGAGCAGAACAGUUAGGUCUAAGAAGAACUGUCAAAAAACAGUGGCAGGCAGCAUGGGAGUUACGAGCUGUGUCAUGUAUAGAUCUAACAACACUAGCAGGGGAUGAUACUCUUGCCAAUGUCAACAGACUCUGCUUCAAGGCUAAGAAUCCUGUACGACCAGAUCUUCUGAAGGCCAUGGAUAUGGAUGAUGCAGGUCUAACAGUUGGAGCAGUAUGUGUUUACCCAAGUCGUGUAUCUGAUGCCAUAAACUCGUUGAAAGCAGCUGGUGGGAGCCAUAUUCCAGUAGCUUCAGUUGCCACGGGUUUCCCGACUGGUCAGACACCUUUAAAGACACGCCUUGAGGAAAUCCGCAUGGCUGUUGAAGAUGGAGCUCGUGAAAUUGAUAUUGUUAUUAACAGACAGAUGGCACUCACUGGAGAUUGGAAAGGUGUUUAUGAGGAGGUUAAGCUAAUGAGGGAGGCUUGUGGUGAGGCACACAUGAAGACAAUUCUAGCUACAGGAGAACUCGGAAGUCUUGCCAAUAUCCACAAGGCUAGUAUGGUGUGUAUGAUGGCAGGAGCUGACUUCAUUAAAACAUCAACAGGUAAAGAAGGUGUAAAUGCUAUACUGAUGGUGGCUCUUGUCAUGGUGAGGGCUAUCAGAGAGUACUUUGAGAGAACUGGUCAUAAGGUGGGCUUUAAACCUGCUGGAGGAAUAAGGUCUGCCAAGGAUGCUUGUACCUGGUUAUCUUUGAUGAAAGAAGAGUUAGGGGAUGAAUGGACCACGCCCGCUUUGUUCCGGAUAGGGGCAAGCAGCCUACUGAUUGACAUAGAACGUCAGUUGUUCCAUUUUGUGUAUGGAAGAUAUGCGGCCUCCCACGAGAUCCCAAUGUCAUAAACACAAAAGAUAUCUAGUCUCAAGCUUAUAGAUUUAUGAUUGAAGACCAGUCUUUAAAAUCUCUUCUUUGAUUGGUCAAUUUUAAAUUUUGGUCAUGAAUCAGCCAAUCAGAUAUCAGAAAUUAAGACUGGUCUUCAUUUUCAAAUGUUAUAAUGCUUACUGUCUGUAACCCUUACAAAAGAGUAUUCAGAAUUUGAAAAAUUAAGAUGUUUUGAAUAUUUAAAUGAACUAAAGUUGAAUUCAGUUUUAAAACUUUAGAAAUGCUAGCUAUUUCUUACCAUUUAGUAUGUACAGAAUGUGAUUUGACGCUAGGUUCUCGUUAUAUAUAUUGAUGACAUUUUAAGAAUAAAUUCCGAUCAAUUACUUCUACAUCAUUAAUGUAGGAUAUGGUGCUGAAAUUUAAAGGAAUUCAUACAAAACAGUGAUAUUUUGAACAAAGGUGGGCAUUUUCCAUUAACAUUCAUCUAAUUGCAUGUUUAGACAGAUAAGAAUUAUAUGUUGUACUUUGCAAAACAUUCCAUUAUAAAAUUAUGGCAAACAACAUGUAAAGAUUAUUUUUUGUUAAGGUAGACAACUGAAUGUAAAAUCAUUUUUAUGAUGUUUUACAUUGUUCCUGCCCUUGAAGUCUCAUUCUAUUAAAUAUGAAUUUUCUGUUUGAUAUUCAUGCUACGUUUACGGGAAAACGGGAUAACUAAA